This is a messenger RNA of Varanus komodoensis (Komodo dragon), 1090 nucleotides long. RefSeq names its product C-factor-like. The record is from RefSeq and is a predicted model, not a curated record. The coding region runs from base 161 to 937 and encodes 258 amino acids. The transcript is spliced from 6 exons. NCBI's taxonomy places the organism in Eukaryota, Metazoa, Chordata, Lepidosauria, Squamata, Varanidae.
CCAAACUCCUUGGAGGAUUUCCUUUUUCGCUCUGGUUUUAAUUACUGUUUGAACUCCCACCUGGCAGAAGGGCCAGGAAGCUUAUGCAAGGCAGGGCCGGGUUCUCCUUAAAUUUCUCAUCAAAAGGCAAGGUCACCUCAAGCAGGGCUAGGAAGGGGAAAUGGAUGCCCUGAAGGCACGCAGUAUCCUGGUGACGGGUUCCAACCGGGGAAUAGGCUGGGAGCUGGUCAAGCAGUUGGUGGAGAAAAACAACCGGCCAGAAUGGAUCUUUGCCACCUGCCGGUACCCAGACGGACCUCGUGCACAGGACUUGAGGAAUUUGGCUGCCAAACACCAGGGGUUACAGAUCAUCCCACUGGACUCUUCUGAGCCGUCCAGCAUCCAGGCUGCUGUAGCCAGAGUCUCCGAGCACCUGAACGGAGCUGGGCUGAAUCUGCUGAUAAACAAUGCUGCCAUUAUAAAGUCAGGAACGGUGGAAUCCACGACACCAGAGGACAUGACUGAGGUGUACAAGACCAAUGUGAUUGGACCUCUACUGAUGAGCCAGGCAUUCCUGCCCUUGCUGAGGAAGGCAGCUAAGGAAAGCCCCCAGGGAGGGAUGAGCUGCAGCAAGGCGGCCAUCGUCAACAUAUCCAGUACCGCUGGCUCCAUCGAAACAGUCUUGGUGUGGCACAAUGGACAGAUCAUUGCCUACCGGUGCAGCAAGGCUGCUCUGAACAUGCUCACACGGUGCCAGUCCCUGGCAUUUGCCCAAGACAACAUUCUGUGCGUGGCGUUGCACCCUGGGUGGGUUCAGACAGACAUGGGGAACACUUUGGGAGAGCCCCCAGUGACAGCAGAGCUCAGCGCACGGGGGCUCUUGCACACCCUCGCUCGUCUCUCCGAGAAAGACAGCGGCACUUUUGUGACCUGGGAAGGGGAAAACGUUCCUUGGUGAAACACCCAAAGGCCAGCUUUUGUGUGCUGUAGGCGGAACCCUCGGCCAACUGUGAUUCAAGCAUCUGACAAGCUACACCUUGCCUUCAAUAAAUGAACAAACAAACAAGCUCUUUUGUCUUCUCUGAGAAACUUCCGCCUUCUUUCCAGCCGC